GCGGUCGCAACCGAAGGGGCGACACCUGAGAAAAGCUCAUGGCCAUGGCCAUCUCUCUGGCGACCGCGAGGCCUGGCCCGCCCAGCCCUGGGCAUUCGCUGCAGGUCCCAGUGCGGCCACACGCGGCGGAAAGGCCGCGAUGGACGCCGGUGGUUGGUGCCUUUGCUGUGAGGCUCCUGUAUGGGCGAGGUCGACGGCUGCUGCGCCGGGCCUUCAGCGAGAAGCAGCUGGACCAGAUCCGCGAGGACUUCCCGGCGCUGCAGCAGGAGGUGAAGCCUGGAGUGCCGCUGGUGUAUCUGGACAAUGCCGCUACCUCGCAGAAGCCCAGACAGGUGCUUGAGGAGUUGAACCGCUUCUACGCCCAGGACAAUAGUAACGUCCACCGCGGGAUGCACACGUUGUCCAUGCGCUCCACAGAAGCCUUCGAGGGCGCGCGGAAGAAGGUCGCGCAGUUUAUCAAUGCACCCGACGAGCACGAGAUCGUCUUCACCCGGAAUGCCACGGAGGCCAUCAACCUGGUGGCGCGUACGUGGGGCGCAGCCAACAUUCAGUCCGGGGAUGAGAUCCUUUUGACCGUGAUGGAGCACCACUCCAACCUGGUGCCCUGGCAGCAGCUGGCCCAAUCCACCGGCGCCGUGCUGAAGUUCGGGCGCCUCAGCGCGUCCCGCGCCCUGGACGUGGACCAGUUCGAGAGCCUCAUCACGGAGAGGACCAAGCUGGUGGCCCUGUGCCACGUGUCCAACGUCCUUGGGUGCGUAAACCCCAUCGAAGACAUUGCGAAGAAGUGCCACAGCGUUGGCGCCAAGCUACUGGUGGACGCUUGUCAGAGUGUGCCACACAUGCCGGUGGACGUUCAGAGCCUCGGAGCUGAUUGGCUGGUGGCCAGCGGCCACAAGAUGUGCGGGCCCACGGGCAUCGGCUUUUUGUGGGGCCGUGCAGAGAUCCUACGCGGCUCCCCGCCAUUCCUGGGGGGCGGGGAGAUGAUCGACGAGGUGAAGCUGGAAGGCAGCACCUACAACGACAUCCCCCAUCGCUUUGAGGCGGGCACGCCGGCCUACGCCGAGGCCGUGGCCCUGGGCAAGGCCUGCGACUACCUCAGCGCCUUGGGCAUGGCCAACGUGGCGGAGCGCGAGCACCAGCUCUCGCGGCACCUGUGGCGCCGCGUGGCACAGCUGCCAGGGGUCACCAUCUACGGCCCCUCCCCCGAGGACCAGCCAGAUCGGGCAUCCUUGGUGUGCUUCAAUGUGGAGGGCUGCCACGCAAAUGAUUUGGCGACCAUCGUGGACCAGGACCGGGGCAUCGCCAUGCGGUCCGGGCACCACUGCACGCAGCCCUUGCACACUGAGCUGGGAAUCACCGCCAGCGCCCGCUUGUCGGCAUACUUUUACAACACCGAGGAUGAGAUCGACGCAGCUGCAGACGCUCUGGAGGCAGCUAUUCAGCUUAUUCGAUCUGGAGAAGGGGAGCCAACGUUGGACCCCUCCAUGGCAGCGCUGCUGGACGUUUGAGGGCGUUUCGUUUUACCGACGCCGCACUCGUCUUGUGGACGGACCUGGUUUCAGGUCAUUGUGUUGCAAAGUGUGUGGUCUU
Molecule: messenger RNA, 1590 nt
Organism: Effrenium voratum
Lineage: Eukaryota; Dinophyceae; Suessiales; Symbiodiniaceae
Source: the annotation of a GenBank genome assembly